GGCAACAUUCACGGAAGUCACUGCCACUAUGCUGUGUUAAAAAGGCAAAGUUCUUUGUUAUUUGUAGUUUUGCCUUUAUUGUGAAAAAAUUACAAAGGGUGUGGGUAUAACUAAAGUGUUUAGUGUAGCCAUGGCAGAGGAAGCCCUACUGGCACGUGUCAAGGCUUUGGAAGAAGAGGUGGAUAGAUUGAAAGAGCUACUGAAAGCAGAGAAAGAUGGAGCUGGUGCUGGUGAGAGUGCUAAAGCAUCAUCCAAUCUUCAUUCAGAGCACCUAAAAUGUCAACAAAGUGAGGAAAACAGGAGCAAAGGAAAGAAACGAGGAGCAGAGAGGCCCUUUGAUUUCUCUGCCCACCCUUGCCGGCAUGUGGCACUGCGGCUGGCAUAUCUCGGCUGGCAGUAUCAAGGCUUCGCUGUCCAGGAAAACACAGAUAACACUGUGGAAGCCCGACUUUUUGAGGCACUGCUGAAAACUAAACUGAUACAAGACAGACAGACUUCCAACUAUCACCGCUGUGGCCGUACGGAUAAAGGUGUCAGUGCUUUCUCUCAGGUUAUAUCCAUUGACCUGCGUUCUUUACAGUUUGGAGGGGGUUUAGGUGUUACUGUUCCUGUUGGCGUGGAGGCCAAAGGCAAAGCUGCCUCAGAAGAAUUACCAUAUGUGAAGAUGCUAAAUAGAGUUCUGCCUCAGGACAUUAGGAUUCUGCAAUGGGCUCCUGUAGAUACCGGCUUCAGUGCACGUUUUGACUGUCAGUCCAGAACCUACAGAUACUACUUUCCUCGUGGAGACUUGGAUGUGGAACUCAUGGCUGAGGCCGCCAAACGGUAUGAGGGCACACAUGACUUCAGGAACCUUUGUAAGAUGGACGUGGGUAACGGAGUCUUACAGUUUCAAAGAACCAUCCUGUCUGCCACCGUUCGGCCAGCCCAACUCAACUCCACCUGCCCUAAUGACCCUAUCCAGCUCUAUGUGUUUCAGGUCAAAGGUCUUGCUUUCCUGUAUCACCAGGUUCGCUGUAUGAUGGCUUUGCUGCUUCUUAUUGGACAGAGGCUUGAAACUUCAGAAAUCGUUGAUCAGCUGCUGGAUGUGGAGAAAAACCCAAGGAAACCUCAAUACAGUAUGGCGGUGGAUUACCCGCUGGUGCUUUAUGACUGUCAUUUCGAGGGUGUAAACUGGAGGACAGAACCUGUGGAGGAGAGCCAUGUCCUGAACUCUCUGCACCAACACUGGGUUCAGACCGCAGUCAAGACCCAAGUUCUGCUUGGCAUGAUACAGGGCCUUCAGAACACAGCCACAGGUGAGACGUCGUCCUCUCUGCAGUGUUGGCUAAUGGAAGGUUCCAGACAGAGGAAGUACCAGCCUCUUCUAGAGCGGCCACGCUGUGAGAGUUUGGAGUCCAAGAUCCAGCACUUUGUGAAGAGAGGACGACUGGAACAAGAGGAAGGAGAGAAUGGGCAGGAGACCACUGUGUUCAGGGGGAAACGAUCAAAAAAUUACCACCCAACAACAACAAACCAACUUCAAGAGCAAAACCAAGGAGCAAAUACUGAGGAUUGUCCCUUACAAAACAUGUAAACUUACAGUUAAGAACAUACGUUUUCCUAAUUUCACUUUUAAUGUGUGCGAGAAAUGAUUUGAAGUCAUCAACAGAAACCUUUUAUUUUUUAAUUUCUUAGCACCACAAUUACUUUAUUUUCUAAGCUCCAGAAGAAAAUAUUUGAUUAAAGGAUUGCUCUGUAUUGUGUGAAUUUAAUUUGAGAAGUAAGACAAUGUCCCUGUCCUUUACACAAACUAGAUCAGAGUGGAGAAACCUUAGCUGCACCAGAAAUGGCUUAAUGUCAGAGCAUGUAAUGCAUUUGAUGAAGAACACACUUUUUGACCGGUGAACAAAAGUGUGCUUUUUAGAUAUGCAGGUGAAUAAUAUGAAAACAUUCUGGAAAUAUUUCAUCCAGUACGUGGACAUUGUCUUGUGACUCGAUUGUAUGAUGUAGCAACAACAACUGCAAAAAAUAAUGGACUCCGCUUUUGUUACACAAGCUCAAUUUAACCACAAGGAACAACUUUCUUGGUAUAUAAAGCACUUGCAGUUCUCCGCCAUUAUUAUUUUUUUAAUUCAGCAUUUUGAAUGUGAGCUCCCGAGGCGUUAUGACAUCAUAAAGUGUCCAGAUGAUUCACACUUCCGAAUCUCGCCAGAAAUAGUUGGUCAUCUGUGUGUUUAUCGCAUACUGUUAAACAAAUACGGAGUAUUCAGACACCCAUUGGCAUACUGGUUUUUGCAUACUUUAUAGUAGGGAAGUAUGCAUAUUCAGAUGCAGCUCUAGUGUGCUGAUGACCAUUUAUACAGUGUUGAAUUAAUGUUUACUAAAUUGACUGAUUUUAUUAAAGGUUUUUGUUUACUUGGUUCACUAUUUUUUUAUUACUGUUUCAGGACCAAACAAACAACAAAAAACGAGGAACUGUUGGAAAAUUCUGCCAUUUACUCUGUCUGUUCAAAACCGAGUAUGACUUCCUUGCGCGGAACACAAAAGCAGAAGUUAGGCAGAAUUAUAGCGACUAAUUAAUCAGUCACCAUUCACUUUAAGUGCACCUUGUUUGCCAUACAAUGAAAGUGAAUGGCGACCGAGGCUGUCAAGAUACAAAAUACCAAAAAAGCACCAUGAAAGUAGUCCAUGUAAGUCUCAUUCUACCAACAUCUCCUUUUGUUUUUCACAGAAUGUCAUAUGGGUUUAGAAUAAGAUGAGGAUGAGCAGCCUAAGGAUAGUUUCAUUUGUGGCUGAACUAUCCUUUUAAGGAAGCCUUUCAACUAAGCAUCUAUAACUCAGAGAAGGAUCAAAGUUUUCAGUAUUUAUAAAAUGAUCAAAUGUACACAGAAAAGUUAGAGAAUUACAAUGUAGAUGGCCAAGAAUAUAAAGAGAGUACUGUAGCAACUACAAAUUGAACCCUUUCAAAAUUUCACAAAACCUAGCAAGUCCGAUGAGAUGUUGUUGAACAAAAUAUCAAUCUCAAAGGUUGUGAGGUGUUUGUAACUGGAUUGCUCAUGACGUCACAACAGUGAAGCCUCUGUGCCGCCAUCUUUGUAUUCCCUAACAUUCUGUAUUCCUGUGGGUCUCAAUGGGAAAUUGUCUGUUUUGGUGAGUUGUUUUUACCUAUCCAUUACAAAUAAAAAAAUUGUUUUUAAGGCUGCAUACACUGCAUCACAAUGCAAUCUUCCUGCAAAACUAUUAUUACAUGCGUAUUAAUGCCGACAUCACAACAUUUACUGAUAAAACUAAAAUUGCCAAUCAGAAUUGAGUAAUUGCAAUGAUUCGUAUUUUGUGUGGCCAAAUGAGAAAUGGGGGGUUUGGUUAGUUGGGGUUGCAGCCUUCUUUUUUUUUUUUUUUUUUUUGUCCUUUGCUGAUCACAUACAGUGUGUUGACACUUGACACAUCCUGAAAACUGCACCAUGCUGAAGAGAUGCUUAAAAGUAGUUUUUUUUCGACAUUCGGGACAUUUUUGUCUUUUUCAUUUUUGUUUUUUCCAUCAUUAUGGCUGUGUUAAUGCCAUUGGCAUAUAUUUUGACAAAGGUGUGUUUUUGGGGGAAUUAUGAUAUUUCAACCCUAAUUCCUAUAAUACACCAAAUAGUUACAUUAAGGACAAAAAUGUCCCCAUUGAAAUCCAUUAAAACGGCAAUAUUUGAUCCCAGUGUCAUUAAAGCAUAAAAUCAUGAAUUCUAUGAUAUUAUGUUUUCAUUCCAAAGCCCUUCAAAAUUAAAAAUGUAAUAUUGUCUACCAGAUGGCGCCAUUUUCCUUAUGUUUAGCCUAUGGAGCAAAUACAUGCUUUUUCCCUAUUUUCUGUUUGCUGUAUUAUAAUAU
Molecule: messenger RNA, 3849 nt
Organism: Xyrauchen texanus (razorback sucker)
Lineage: Eukaryota; Metazoa; Chordata; Actinopteri; Cypriniformes; Catostomidae
Gene: pus3
Product: pseudouridylate synthase 3
Exons: 7
Coding region: 131-1573 (480 amino acids)
Biological process (GO): tRNA pseudouridine synthesis; mRNA pseudouridine synthesis
Cellular component (GO): cytoplasm; nucleus
Molecular function (GO): pseudouridine synthase activity; RNA binding
Source: RefSeq, a predicted model, not a curated record